Diaporthe batatas is the source of this 681-nucleotide messenger RNA. RefSeq lists its product as uncharacterized. The record is from RefSeq and is a predicted model, not a curated record. The transcript is spliced from 4 exons. The coding region runs from base 82 to 618 and encodes 178 amino acids. Gene Ontology annotation, cellular component: mitochondrion. NCBI's taxonomy places the organism in Eukaryota, Fungi, Ascomycota, Sordariomycetes, Diaporthales, Diaporthaceae.
AUCGAAUUGAAGCAGCGUCACGUCGGAGCAUUCAACGACAGCUUCAAACAGCCCGCAUUGUGCCCACGGUCGAUACCCAAGAUGCUCUCCCGACGAAUUGCAGCCAAGACCCCUCUGCGGUCGGCAACGGCUGCAGUCGCGGCGCGCCGGCUGCCCAUUGUCCAGCAACGGACCUACCUACCAGAGUACAACAAGAACCUCGACGAGAGAUACCCUGCCUACCCCAACCUGUCCGAUGUCGAGGACCCAAACAUGAACGGAGGCUACGUCCAGCCCGCCCCGAUCAAGCGACAGUUCCGCGACCCCCAUGGCGACUGGUGGGACAAGCAGGAGCGGAGGAACUACGGCGAGCCCUGCCACGAGGACUACGACACGCUGGGCGUCUUCUCGCCGCACGUGUACACCUGGGUCAGCCCACGCAAGGGCCUCGUCCAGAUCGCGGCCUUCAUCGCCACCUUCCUGAGCGUCUGCUACGUGGUCAAGGCCACAUAUCCCGACCGGCCGUCCUUCCCGCGCGAGUUUGAGGACGGGCUGCAGCGCGAGCUCGGCGGCGCAGGCGCAACGAGGGCGAGGGCACCAGAGGAUCCGGAGCCGUUCCAGGCGGAGGAGCUGGACUGAGCUGUGCCUUGUACUUGUAGAUAUGUGCCAGACCUCGAAUGGAACGAGCUAGAUUCAGACAUG